This is a messenger RNA of Nematolebias whitei (Rio pearlfish), 2320 nucleotides long. It is a transcript of the gene g3bp2a, whose product is annotated as G3BP stress granule assembly factor 2a. The record is from RefSeq and is a predicted model, not a curated record. Gene Ontology annotation, molecular function: mRNA binding. NCBI's taxonomy places the organism in Eukaryota, Metazoa, Chordata, Actinopteri, Cyprinodontiformes, Rivulidae. Gene Ontology annotation, cellular component: cytosol; ribonucleoprotein complex.
GAAAUCCACAAGAAGGUCAUGUCUCUGCAGUUCAGCGAGUGCCACACAAAGAUCAGGCACGUGGAUGCUCAUGCCACACUGAGUGAUGGAGUUGUGGUGCAAGUCCUUGGAGAGUUGUCCAACAACGGUCAGCCUAUGAGGAAGUUCAUGCAAACCUUUGUGCUCGCUCCAGAGGGUUCGGUGGCAAACAAGUUCUACGUUCACAACGACAUCUUCUGUUAUGAGGAUGAGGUCUUUGGAGACUCUGAGGCUGAGCUCGAUGAAGAAUCGGAGGAGGAGGUUGAGGAGGAGUCGGAGGAAAGGCGGACAUCCCCUGAACCACUUCAGGAAAGCCCCAACAGCACCACCUACUAUGAGCCUCACCUUGUCCCAAAUGGGAUCGAGGAGCCCAUGGAGGAGCCAGCUGCAGCUCCAGAACCAGAACCAGAGCCUGAACAAGAGCCAACAGUAGAGGAGGUAAAGCUGGAGGGAGAUGAAAAGGUUGUGGAAGAAAUCGAGGAGAAGGCACCUUCACCAACACCUGUAGAGUCUCCACCAAACCCCCAGGAACCUCCCAAGCCUUUCUCCUGGGCUCUGGUGACCAGUAAAAACCUGCCUCCCUCUGGCUCAGUCACCUCCUCUGGAAUCUCUCCACAUGUUGUUAAGGGGACAAGCUCACAGCUCAGAGUCGAGUCCAAGCCCGAGACGCAGACGACCCCUCUUCGUCCCAGAGAUCAGCGCGCACGUGACAGACCCACUUUCACCCAGCGAGUCCCCAGACCUGAUGGUGUUGGAAAUUCAGAGUCACAAACAGGAAAACCACACACGAGUUUUGUGAACAAAGUUGUUGAACGUUUGGCACCUGCAGGUGGUAGAGAUCCAGAAUCGAGCGACGUGGACACCAGGAGGAUUGUACGGUACCCUGACAGCCACCAGCUGUUUGUGGGCAACCUCCCGCAUGACAUCGACGAGAACGAGCUCAAAGAGUUCUUCAUGACGUAUGGAAACGUAGUUGAACUGCGAAUCAACACCAAGGGGGUCGGUGGGAAGUUGCCCAACUUUGGAUUUGUGGUCUUUGAUGACCCCGAUCCUGUCCAAAGAAUCCUGGGGGCCAAGGUAGAAGGGCCCAUCAUGUUUCGGGGGGAGGUGCGUCUCAACGUGGAGGAGAAAAAGACGAGGGCGGUGCGUGAGCGAGAGACUCGUGGUGUGGACGAGCGGCGGGACAUGAGACGUAGCGAUCGGGGCCCCGGAGGUUCACGGAGCAUCGCGGGAAGUGGGAUGAUGCGUGAACGCGAUGGUAGAGGACCACCGCCCCGAGGAGGCAUGGCCCCCAAACCUGGCAUGGGCUCUGGACGAGGCUCCGGUGGAGCGGUGGAGGGGCGCUUCACGCCCCAGCGCCGCUGAGAAGCCCCUGCGGCGUGGACCCAGUGGUGUUCUUCAUCCUGAACUGUGCUCAUAAUGAAAAGAAAUGGUCCUGUACAAAGUCUAUAUUUGGUGUUUCUUUUCUUUCUUCUUUGCUUUGGAAUGUGACGGCCUGUUAAGUUUGUGAACUAGAUGAGCAAACAAAAGAACACGUUGCUUAUUAGUUGUGAGCUGAACUUCCUUUUCUUCGGUAUCUCAAGAAUGCAGUCGUCAACUUGUAAUUAAAGACAAAUCACCCAGGACUCUUCUGCCACGUUCAGAGGAACUGCAAUGACUUUGAACUUCAACGGAUCAUUCUGACGGGACUAUCCACCGUGACUCUACGGGGCGUCCUUGAUUGCACUGUGUUGUACUUUUGUUGUUUUGUAGCCCAUUACUGUUGGACAAGAGCGUGAUGCAACGUUUGUGCAGUUCCAGAGGAAUCGCCUGGCUUUGACCCCCCCCUGUGAAAGACCACUGCUUCAACAUUGCAUAAUGCCCCCUCCAAUCUGCACUAACGGGUCCUCGUGUGUUCCGUUCUGUUGGAGACGUGCGCUUUAGGCUGCUGGGACUCUGCGCUCCAACACGGCUCCAGUGCACGUCUCACGACUAAAAGACCAGAAGUCUUGAGCCGCUGCUGGACGGACGAGCAGAUGGACCUUUUCUCUCCUCAUUUGUAAAUCGGUUCGUUUUCUAGACUUUCACCAGAUCACAUGACUCUGGGACGAACAGGAAGUGACAGCGGCUCAGUAUUGUUUUUAUUUUGAUUCCAUUUUUUAAAUUUAAAUUUGACAGCUUUACUGUGACAGGAUGAGCAAACGUUUCCUUUUCUCCUUGUUCUGAGUGGAGUAACAAAUAAAUGUACAGCAAAAAGUUCAGUAUGUUUUGCUUUUUGUGUAUAUUUAAUUUCUAUCUGGUGCCUUCUACUUUACGCUUUGAA